ACAAAUUGAUUAAAAAUCCACACUUCGCUACGUGUGAACUUUAUGCCAACAAUAAUACCGUUCGAUUAAUUUAUUGCUUAACUUUUACGAGACGAAAAUUCAAAUCUCUCAAAAUUUUAAACGUCGUUAUGGACAAGAACAAUGAACUAACUCUUCCCGAAAAAACUGGCCAGGACAAUAAUCAAGGUAGCAAGAAAGGUCAAACGGAUUCGAAGAAAAAGGAUCAAGGAAGCAGGAAAGCUCGUGGAAACUCCAAAAAGAAAAAUCACUCAAGCAAGAAGGUAGUUCGGAAGACUUCCAAAAAGAAAAAGAAUGCGGCAAGCCCGAAUGCCCAGUUGAUCCCUGUUGCCAAAAGCCCGGGAAAUGACAAAUCUCCAGCUGGAUUUGGUAGGAAAAAGGCCGGAGAAAAUCUAAACGAGGUGAUGAAGCAUCUGAGGGCACCAACUCCACGUGCACAACAAGAAUUGGAAAAGACUAAUUGGAAGACGACAACUACUGAGACGGAGGAUGAGGAUGUUGCUGGGCAGAAGUAUAUCAAAUUCAUGGAUCAAGUUGCGUUCAUUGAAAAUGGAACGACACUCAGCACCUUCUUCUCGAACCACCUCAUGAAUAUUGCACCAACUUCAAGAUCGGAUGCAUUCCACGGAAACACUUUCAAGAAUCAGAGAAAGGAUGUGCCUUGCAUUGAUGACACCAGGGUCAAAUUGGCGGAUCCAAACAUUGUAUAUUAUAUUCAUGCGAAUCAUAUAAUGUUUGACCAUCUCAAGAAAACCUACAUAACUACGCAACAUCCACUUCCUGGAACACUCAACGACUUUUGGGCGAUGGUCGCGGAUCAGAAGGUUGAGACAAUCGUCUCCCUCACCAGUUCAUCGUCUGCCAGCAACCCCAACGUGUAUCCGAUGUACUACCCAAACAAACCAGAAACAUUCAACAAUUUUGGACAAUUCUUCGUUUAUUGCAAGACCGUCACUCAGCCAAAGACGAAAUACGGAUGCAAAGAGUACAAGUUCGAAUUGGUGGUUCAAGCGGACAAUGAGGAACGCCGAUCAGUUCGUCUGUACCAUUAUCCUCAUUGGACAAAGAAUAUGGUUCCAGCAAGUUCAAAAGUAGUGCUGAAUCUUGUUAAGAAGAUUGGAAAGAAGAAGAGUCAAGCUCCAGUGGUUGUUCAAUGUGAGACGGGAGUCAACCAAUCGGCAGAAUUGGUUUUCGUGGAUGCAAUGUGCACAUUGUUGACAAGACAAGUGGAAGUUAAUUUUGAUGUUUUAUUCCGUCAAAUGCGUAGUCAAAAGGCGCUUGCAAUGACGCAACUUCUUCAUUUUCUUCACUCAAUUGCAACGGUCAUGAAGUUUAUCAAGAUUCGGUUCUCAGCAAUGCCGUCACAUUAUGCAGCCCAAAUGGAUUCAAUUUUGCCUGCAAUCUCCAAGGAUUUUGGCUACAAUAUGUGUAUUGAGCCAUCAGAGCCCCAGCUGAGAAGUCCAACAAUGGAAGAAAUCGUGAUUGAAAAGGAAGGAAAAUAGAUUUAAUGCCUUCUACUAGUUUCAUUGAAUAAAUUACUUGGAAUCGAACAACUUGUUAUUUUAUUAUAUUAACAUUAAGAUUUUAACUUAUGAAAAGUUUUUAAAAUACCUAC
Molecule: messenger RNA, 1633 nt
Organism: Caenorhabditis elegans
Lineage: Eukaryota; Metazoa; Nematoda; Chromadorea; Rhabditida; Rhabditidae
Gene: C33F10.8
Product: Tyrosine-protein phosphatase domain-containing protein
Exons: 5
Coding region: 129-1520 (463 amino acids)
Molecular function (GO): protein tyrosine phosphatase activity; hydrolase activity; protein tyrosine/serine/threonine phosphatase activity
Source: RefSeq, marked reviewed